UAUAUUGAAAAACAAUAAAAACAGAUUUUGUAAAAAUGUAACUAUACUAUAUUUAACAUACUAUCAAUCACGAGAGGUAUAAGAAAAAUAUCAAGCCGCUAUGAUUGAACAAGAAAUUUCAUGGCAAUUUUACAUUUUUGUACAUAUAUUAUCAUUAUUAUCAUUAAAUGUACCGAAAAUUGCAGCGUUUGUGGCCCAGCAGUGCUUACUUAAUUCUUUUCGUAUGUUAUACUUUAUCAACGGAUAUUGUACUAUCCGAGAACAACAAUUAUCACAUUUUACAGAAUCUCAAAUCUGACCGCAGUCAUCCUGAUAGUGUGAGUUUGAAAAACAAAAUUGAUGAGAUUUCAUUUACAAAUAUGUCUGUGAUUCCAGAAUCUAUUGAAAGUAUUUUGAGCAAACCAACAUCUCCCAGAGCAUUUGUAGAAUUCCAUAAUGAAUUCCUAAAUGAAGAUGACGACAUUUCUGUGACAUCCAGAUGGAACCAACCUGAAUUUAUAGACGAAGUAAUACAAGGAUACACAGUGCAGUGUUGGUUCAUCGAGAACCAAAAAGAGAUUCAAAUUUGCAACAACGAAAGUAUCUCAGCUGCGAUAUUGGAACGCACAGUGCACAAUUUAAAACCUAACACGACAUACUACUUUCAAGUACGAGCGCAUACUAAAGUUGGUGCUGGACCUUACACAGAUUUAAUUGAUGUUUCGACUACGCACGAAAAUCCAAUACCGCGAUUAUUGACCAUAUUGGAAAAUGGUAUCGAUAUAUGGGAUCUGGAUUCAAAUACCAGCGUUAAUCUCGUUAAACGUUUAUCGCGUAAUAAUAAUGUGAUAAGUGCCGCUUAUUCGAUAGCGGAACAUAAAAUUUAUUGGAGCAACGUAGAGAGAAAGCUAAUGAUGUUGGAAAUUAAUGAAAACAAUUACACAAUGAAAAAUAUUACAAAAAUAACUGAGCUUCAAUAUCUUGCGCGCAAUCUCUGCAUCGACUGGAUAGCGAGAAAUCUGUACUGGAUGGAAUCCGACUAUAUAUCUGGUUUUUGUGACAUUGUGAAGCUCGACUUAACAAUGUGGGAAAAUGGCAUAAUCAAAUAUGAUAAAAUAUCAAAAAUAAAAACCUAUCUUGACAUUGAUCGUUUAACUAUAUUACCGUCUAUAGGAACCUUAUAUUGGACAAAUUACUCUACGGAUAAUAAUUGGCAGAUAAUACAAUCGGAUCUUGAUGGAAAAAACGCUCGAACCUUUCAGAACAACAGCUUUAUUAUGUCCUUAUUACGAUUCCCACUCUAUACGUCAAAUUAUUUAGUUGAUAUGAAAAUUGACGACAUGAAUACUAAGGAGCCGCUAGUUUAUUGGCUAUGGCAUGAUUUUUUGUUUGUGACAGACAUUAAUGUUUCUAUAAGCAAUUUGAUUUUACAAACCAAUAAUAUUAUGAAAAAUGAAGUACAUAAAAUAAACUUCCAAUCUUUAACAAUUGACAAGACAAACAUUUACAUUUCUAUAGCUUUAAAUAAAAAUAUAUAUGUUUUGAAAAAAGAGUAUGCACUUCUCACGAGCAAAGACGCAUUCAAAUACAUCAAAAUAAUAAGAGCGUCUUCCUGGAUUAAUAACUUGUACGCUUUCGGUAAAUCUUCGCAACCAUAUCCUCCGACGAGAUGUCUGAUACCUGACAAAAAAGUUUACAAUAUAACAAUAUUGACGGAAACGACGAACAGCAUCAUUGUAAAUCUUCCGGAGCCGGUCCCUAAGAGUGGAUGCAAAAAGUACAACUUACCUACCACCCUAUAUACCAUUAACAUCAUAAGCUAUUGUUUGGACAAGGAGCUUAACAAGUUCGAUAAUUUCACCAUACAGACGUACGAGCGAUAUUACGAGAUUCAGAAUUUAACGCCGUUUACAGAGUACAAGUUACUGCUAGUAACAAGCAAUUUUUGUUUUGAUCAGUUAUCAAUGGACCCAUUAUUCAGCUCGGAAAUGAUAUUGAAAACUAAACCGGACAAGUUCAACGCACCGGAAAAUGUAACAGUUCAGGCUCUGACGCCUACUAUAGCGGCAGUUUAUUGGAUGUCACCCAAGAAAUUAAACUGCGCGUUCGUGAUGUACAAAAUAUACUGGACGUUAAUUACCAACAGUACGCGAGAAACAAGACAGUCCUUAAUUAUCAAUAAAACCGAGCAUAAAGUAGACAGCAAAUUUUCCAUAAUCGAACCAUUGAUACCAGGACAGAAAUACAGAGUAUAUGUAAGCAUAUAUCCAGGCAACUUCAGCGAAUAUUAUAAUAAUAGUUUGAGCAAAACUUUGUACAUGUAUUCGGAACCAAACAAUAUAACUUUGAACGAGGUUAGCAUAAACGGUAUGAUUAUCUCGUGGAUUCCUAGCGUUAAUUUGACAAUUCAAUACGUAUUGGAAUACAAAAAUGUUGAGAUGCUGGAGUGGCGGAAUGCAAACAACUUUGAGCCGAUUAACGAAGGGAAAGUAAUGUACUAUAUAGAAGAUUUACUACCAGGAACUCGAUACGAGUUUCGUUUGAUACUGAGAUACCCUAAAUACGAGAAAGACUUUACAUGGCCAUCUGAUGGAAGAUUUACUUUUUCAACACUGACAAGUGAUAUUUCGAGCACUCCUGGAAUAUCGGUUAUGCAAUAUUAUCUACCAUUCACCUUAAGCCUUGUCGCUAUAGUAAUCUGCGUCUGCUACUUUUACUAUUUGUAUCGACAACGCAAAGAAAGUAACGAGCAAGUUUUGCCUUCGACAAUGGGCGACAUCGAAUUAGAGACUUUAUAUGAGAUACCUAACGUUCCUUAUGUUCAACUCAACACGUUAUACAGUCCUAUGUUGGAAUAUAAUUCGGACAAAUAUGCACUGACCAAAAUCAAAUAUGAAGACAUCAGACUAGGAAAACUUUUAGGCAGCGGCGCAUUCGGAAUGGUGUAUCAAGGAAGAGUAAAGAAUUUAGAAGGACCGGGCACAGAGAUAUCCGCUGCUAUAAAAAUGCUUCGAAAAAAUGCUUCCUCGAAAGAGAAAGAGAAAUUUUUAGAAGAGGCCAUGCUUAUGAAUCACUUCCGACAUAAACAUGUGUUAAGAUUGCUGGCCGUCUGCUUAGACGGCAAAGAUUCUCCAUUAAUCGUGUUGGAAUUAAUGGAAAUGGAUCUGCUACAAUAUUUGAGAGAUAGUCGAAAAUUGCAACCAUCAGAUUCGCACGCUUUGCGUUUGCAGGAUUUGUUCGCCAUGUGCGAAGAUGUUGCGCGAGGCUGUUGUUAUUUGGAAAAUCUGCGUUUCGUUCAUAGAGCUCUCGAGGCUCGAAAUUGCUUAGUAUCCUCGAGAAAUCGCGAGAACCGUGUCAUCAAAAUUGGCGAUUUUGCACUAGCUAAAGAUAUUUCUAAGAAUGACUAUUAUCGCAAGAUAAGAAAAGGUCUGCUCCCUGUUCGCUGUAUGGCACCGGAAUCUUUGGUGGUCGGAAUAUUUACUUCCCAGAGCAACGUUUGGUCAUUCGGGGUUCUAAUGUGGGAAAUUACAUCAUUGGGUGAGCAACCCUACACUGGCAAAACUAAUCUAGAAAUGAUAUAUUAUGUACGCAUUGGAGGCAGGUUACCGAAACCUCUCAAUUGUCCACCGACUUUGUACGAGUUGAUGCUACAUUGCUGGAAUCCAGCGAAUGAUAGACCAAACUUCAACUUUUGUCUCAAAAAUAUUAUAGCUUUAAGAAAUAACAUAGAAGAUACCUUACUGAAUCCAGUGGAUAUUAUGUAAUCGAUAAAAUUAAAUCAAUUAAUGACAUUAUUUUUCGAACGAUCUAAUGAAUCUUAAUAUAGAAAAAAUAUUUGGAUAACUAAUAUUCUGCCGCUUUCGAGUUUAAUCUUAAUAUAUUAGAUUUGUCGAUAAAAAUAAAAAAGACAUUUUUCAAUUUUACUUUGCAAACAAUUUUGAUGAUUAAAAACACAGCACUUGUUCUUACAACUGUAAAUAACGUGAUGCUGAAGCUAGUAUUUUCGAAUAACCUUCUGAUAUUACUAUAAUUAUGUUUAGAUUGCCACAGUACUUUUAGAAAUAAUGUUUCUCAUAUUAUAUUAGUACCUGCUUUAUAUUCCUAUAUUGUUUCUUACUUAAAUGCUUAAAUAAAAUACACA
Messenger RNA from Formica exsecta, 4120 nucleotides. Its product is annotated as proto-oncogene tyrosine-protein kinase ROS-like. Lineage: Eukaryota; Metazoa; Arthropoda; Insecta; Hymenoptera; Formicidae. Gene Ontology annotation, molecular function: transmembrane receptor protein tyrosine kinase activity; protein binding; ATP binding. Gene Ontology annotation, biological process: cell surface receptor protein tyrosine kinase signaling pathway; protein phosphorylation; positive regulation of kinase activity. The record is from RefSeq and is a predicted model, not a curated record. The transcript is spliced from 8 exons. Gene Ontology annotation, cellular component: signaling receptor complex. The coding region runs from base 168 to 3743 and encodes 1191 amino acids.